Meriones unguiculatus (Mongolian gerbil) is the source of this 4333-nucleotide messenger RNA. Its product is annotated as NACHT, LRR and PYD domains-containing protein 1a-like. The record is from RefSeq and is a predicted model, not a curated record. Gene Ontology annotation, cellular component: canonical inflammasome complex. The transcript has 14 exons. Bases 1 to 3522 code for a protein of 1173 amino acids. Gene Ontology annotation, biological process: inflammatory response; regulation of apoptotic process; innate immune response. Gene Ontology annotation, molecular function: protein binding. Lineage: Eukaryota; Metazoa; Chordata; Mammalia; Rodentia; Muridae.
AUGAGUGGGAAAGAGGGUUCCUUGCAGGAAGGGGUCUGUGAUCUCGUGAGCCCCAAAGGAAGUUUUGAAGGAACUAUUCCAGAAAUAUAUCAAAAUGAAGGAAAAGAGAAUCUUUACCCUAUAUGGUACUUGAAAAUGGAGAAUUUGCCCCAAAAAUUCACACAGCUAUUACUCCUACAAAAAUCCUGCCCAAGAGACUGGGAGACCUUGGUCAGGAAAAGCUGGCAUCAAUAUGGACCAGAGGAGAAAGAACGUCUGAUUGAGAUCCAAGACUUAUUUGCCCCAAGCCUGGGUACCCAGGAAGAGCCUCAGCUAGUCAUAUUAUAUGGGGCUGCUGGGACUGGGAAGUCAACGUUGGCCAGGCAUGUGAGCAGAGCCUGGAGGCGAGGCCAGCUCUACAGGGAUCACUUCCAGCAUGUCCUCUUCUUCAGCUGCAGGGAGCUGGCCCAGUGCCAGCAGCUGAGUCUGGCAGAGCUCAUAGCACAGGGCCAGACUGUGCCCACAGCUCCCAUCAGGCAGAUCCUGUCUCGGCCUGAGAAACUGCUCUUCAUCCUGGAUGGCAUAGAUGAGCCAGCAUGGGUCUUGGAGGGGCAGAAUCCUGAGCUGUGUCUGCACUGGAGUCAGACACAGCCAGUGCACACACUGCUGGGCAGUUUGCUGGGGAAAUCCAUCCUCCCGGGGGCUUCCUUCCUGCUCACAGCUCGGACCACAGCUCUCCAGAAGAUCAUUCCUUCCUUGGGGCGGCCACGUUGGGUGGAAGUCCUGGGCUUCUCUGAGUCAGGACGGAAGGAAUAUUUCAGAAAAUAUUUUGCAAAGGAAAAAGACGCAUUUAAAAUUUUUAUCUUUGUUGAAUUAAACCCAGAACUCUCAACCCUGUGUGUGGUUCCCUGGGUGUGCUGGCUGGUCUGCACUUGCCUGUCACAGCAGAUGGAGCAGGGAGGACACCUCUCCCUGACCUCACAGACCACCACCACUCUCUGCCUGAAAUACCUUUCCCAGUCAAUCCAAGGUCAGCACCUGGAGACCCAGCUCAGGGCUCUCUGCUCAGUGGCUGCUGAGGGGAUCUGCAGAAGAAGGAGCCUAUUCAGUGAAAGCGACCUCCAUAAGCAAGGGUUAGCUCAGGCUGACAUUGCCACUUUCCUGAAGAUCGGUGUCCUUCAACAGCAGCCCGGCUCUCUGAGCUGCAGCUUUGCCCACUUGUGUCUCCAGGAGUUCUUUGCAGCAAUGGCCUGUGUCCUGGGGGAUACUGAGGAGAAACGUGAUGGUACGGAAAACUACAGAAUAGUGGAAACACUGAUGGAAGUGUAUGGAAGACAAGACCUGUUCAGCGCACCCACUAUACGCUUUCUGUUUGGCCUUUUGAGUGAGCAGGGAGUGAACGCGAUGAAGACACUCUUCAACAGCCAGUUGCCUCUGCACACACCGUGGGAACUCCUGGGGAAAGCCAGAGCAUUGCCCCAGCACCAGCAUCUCCAUUCUCUGGGGUUGUUUCACUGCCUCUAUGAGAUUCAGAAUGUGGAGUUCCUGACACAGGCGCUGCACGGUCUUCAAAAGAAGGAGGUGCAUGGUCCCACACAUAUGGCACACGCUGUUUUCCAGCCAAACGUGAGUCACCUGGUGGUCCGCACAGAUGUGGAGCUCAUGGUGGUCACUUUCUGCAUUAAGUUCUGCUGCCACGGGAAGACACUCCAGCUGAAUGGGGCAGGGCAGCAGCGAACGACGCUGAUGGCUCCAAGGAUAGUUCUGACCAGGUGGACCCCAAUCACUAAUGCCAGUUGGAACAUUUUCUUCUUCAUUCUUAACUACACUAGAAGCCUGGAGGAGCUGGACCUCAGUGGAAAUCCGCUCAGCUACCUUGCAGUGCAGAGUCUUUGUAACACCCUGAAACAUCCUGGCUGCCACCUGAAGACCUUGUGGCUUGUCAACUGUGGCCUCACAUCUAGCCACUGCAAAGUCCUGGCCUCAGUGAUCAAGACCUGCUCCAGCCUGGCUGAGCUGGACCUGCAGCUGAAUGACCUGGGCAACCAUGGCGUGAGGUUGCUGUGUAAGGCACUCAGGAAUCUUGCCUGCACCCUCAGCAUCCUGAGGCUGGACCAGGCCUCUCUCAGUGACCAGGUGAUUAUGGAGCUCCAAGCCCUGGAGGCAGAGAAGCCACAGCUGCUCAUCUCCAGCACACAGAAGCCACGUGUGAUGGACCCCUCUAAGAACACUGAUGAAGAAGAAAUGGGAGACAGCCCAAUCUCAGUCAAGCGGCAGAGACUACAGCCAGAGGAGGGGUCCUCCCAACCUGCACCCCUUGAGCUCUUCCACUCAUCUCCUCCUUCCUCUCCUGGAGACAAGCCGGGGACUCUGGGGACUGAUGAUGACUUCUGGGGCCCUGCAGGACCCGUGGCUACUGAGGUGGUUGACAGAGAGAAGGGCCUGUACCGAGUUCACCUGCCCAUGGCUGGUGCCUACCACUGUCCCAACACAGGACUCCACUUUGUGGUGACAAGGGCAGUGACAAUCGAGAUUGCGUUCUGUGCCUGGAGCCAGUGCCUGGACAGGACUCCCUUGCAGCACAGUCACAUGGUGGCCGGGCCUCUGUUUGACAUCAAGGCUGAGCAGGGAGCUGUGACUGCUGUGUACCUCCCUCAUUUUGUGGCUCUCCAAGAAGGUCAGAUGGACGCCUCCUUGUUCCAUGUGGCCCACUUUCAAGAACACGGGAUGGUCCUAGAAAAGCCAGCCAGGGUGGAGCAGCACUACACAGUCCUGGAAAACCCAAGCUUCUCCUCAAUGGGAGUUCUACUAAAAAUAUUUUCUGCUGUUGGGCACAACAUUCCCAUCACUUCCAUCACACUGACCUACUAUCACCUCAGUCUUAAGGAUGUCACCCUUCACCUUUACCUGGUCCCCAAUGACUGCACCAUUCGGAAGGCCAUUGAUGAUGAAGAAAUGAAGUUCCAGUUUGUGCGAAUAAACAAGCCACCCCCCGUAGACUCUCUCUACAUCGGCUCCCGCUACAUCGUGUCUGGCUCCAAGAAACUUGAAAUCACCCCAGAGGAACUGGAGCUGUGCUACCGGAGCCCUGGGGAAUCCCAGCUCUUCUCUGAGAUCUACGUUGGCCACAUGGAUUCGGGGAUUAAGCUGCAAAUCACAGACAAGAAGCAUAAUAAUCUCAUAUGGCAGUCUUUGCUGAAACCAGGGGACCUCAGACCUGUGCUGCCCAGGAUCGCUCCAGCCCCCAGAGAUGCUCCUGUCUUGCUGCACUUUGUGGACCAGCAUCGGGAGCAGCUGGUGGCUCGUGUGACAUCAGUGGACCCUGUCUUGGACAAGCUGCAUGGUCUGGUGCUGAGUGAGGAGGAGUAUGAGGCCGUGCGGACUGAAGCCACCAGGCCAGACAAGAUGCGGAAGCUCUUCAGCCUCAGCCGCUCCUGGAGCAGGGACAGCAAAGACCUACUCUACCAGGCUCUGAAGGAAACCCAUCCUUACCUGAUCAUGGACCUCCUUGAGAAGUUGUCUGGGGUCUCUGUGGGAUCCUGACAUCUAUAGUGACUGAGGGGUCAGCACUCUGCUUAGGGUCCUGACUCUUCCUGACCCUCCUCUGGCUCUCAGUUUCUCCAUCUAUACCCACUGGCCAUCUGAGUUGCCUUUAUGACAGCACUGUAUCCAGGACAUCUCUUGGGGACUCAGAGGUCCAGUCUUGGCCUUCCCCAGCCAGAUGUUCAUGCAGAUUGAGCAUCUCAGAAAACACCCAGUGGAGCCUGCAAGUCUAUAGAGGCCUUGUCCAGCUCUAUGGUCAGAGUGGCCAGCCACGAGCCACCCUGACCCACCAUGAUACAAGCAGGACUGGGAACAAAGAGAUGCUACUUUUCCCUGGAAAGUGACUGUCUUUGGAAUAGGAAAGGAAGGGGCUCUUUACACUCGCUGCUCAGAAACACAGGUGUAGGAAGUCACGUGACACAACACGGUGCUCACAGCACAGACACUGCAGACUAGUGCGCACUGUGAAGUGAUCCUGAGCAGUCGCACAUGCACAAACCUUUGUUCUUGUCAAGGUCUUGACACCUUCUCUGGAAAUACACGUUAAUUAAGACCAUUUUGUGUCAAGUCACCAGCUGUGGCUUACGGUCAAUAAAAUGUGUUUACCUGUGUCACUACAGAGAGCCGAAUGGUCUUGUUUCUUUGCUGGGGGUUGGAGGAGGCAUAGCUGGGUUUUCAAGCUUGAUCCUUCCUUACAAUGUUAGAAUUCUUUAUUUAAUAUUUUGUGUUUUCCAAGAUAAACCUUACAAAGUUAAAAACCAAAAACUUUGGCUCCUGGCAUCUACUAAGAUCAGAAAGAAGGAGAGGAGAA